AUGCUUGGAAGUAUGUGGGUUAGUGUUGGCGGGCAGGGGCGGGCAGGGGAGGGCGUGAUUAUUGGCGUGCUGGACUCGGGGAUCUGGACCCUUCUUUCUCGGACAAGCCCCACCCCUUUCUUCCUUCUCUUAUCUCUCCCACUCAACCUCUCCCCCUUUCUUCCCCCUCAUCUUGCAGGGUUACAGGCCAGUGCCCAAGCGGGCUAUAAACCAGUGCCCAAGCGGUGGAGGGGGGCGUGCACGGGGCUGAGCAGGUGCAACCGCAAGCUGAUAGGCGUGCGCUUCGUUCCUCCUCCCCUAUUUCCCGCCCCUAUUUCGUGCGCCUAUCUCUGGCAGGGCUAUAAACCAGUGCCCCAGCGGUGGAGGGGGGCGUGCACGGGGCUGAGCAGGUGCAACCGCAAGCUGAUAGGCGUGCGCUUCGUUCCUCCUCCCCUAUUUCCCGCCCCUAUUUCGUGCGCCUAUCUCUGGCAGGGCUAUAAACCAGUGCCCAAGCGGUGGAGGGGGGCGUGCACGGGGCUGAGCAGGUGCAACCGAAAGCUGAUAGGCGCUCGAUACUUCCUCAAGGGGUACGAGGCGGAGUAUGGCAAGCUGGCCCAGGGGGAGUUCCGCUCUGCACGUGAUGCUGGUGGGCACGGCACGUGGUGUGCGGGAGCGGCAGCAGGUAACGCAGGAGUGGUUCUCACAGACGAGUUUGGAUCGACGGCGGGGCCAGCCAGUGGCAUGGCGCCACGUGGCAGGCUGGCUAUCUACAAGGCGAUCUGGUUCAACGCGUCAGAGGGGUACGGCCACGACUGCGACAUCUUUGCAGCCGUUGAUCAGGCCGUCGCGGACGGUGUGGAUGUGCUCUCCAUGAGCAUUGGGUCGGGCGAGGAUACAUACUUUGGGGACCUGCCUCUGCUGAGAGCGGUGCAGGCGGGUGUGUUCCUGGCCAUGGCAGCGGGCAACGAGGGACCGCCCCCCAUGGCUCAGAAGCCUUAUGGCUUCCGCACUCUCAGCAACGCUGCUCCCUUCUAUCUCACUGUUGCCGCCAGGUGGUGCGGUGGACAAUCGAUCUUCCUCGAUUUUGCACGAUCGAUCGAGGGAGGUGACGCGUCCUCAUUUCACCUCUCACCCUCAUUUCACCUCUCACCCUCAUUUCACCUCUCACCCUCAUUUCACCUCUCACCCUCACUUCCUUUCUCAUCCUCACUUCCCCUCUCACCCUCACUUCCCCUCUCAUCCUCACUUCCUUUCUCAUCCUCACUUCCCCUCUCAUCCUCACUUCCCCUCUCACCCUCACUUCCCCUCUCAUCCUCACUUCCCCUCUCACCCUCACUUCCCCUCUCACACUCACUUCCCCUCUCACCUCACUUCCCCUCUCACCCUCACUUCCCCUCUCACCCUCACUUCCCCUCUCACCCUCACUUCCCCUCUCACCCUCACUUCCCCUCUCAUCCUCACUUCCCCUCUCACCCUCACUUCCCCUCUCACACUUACUUCCCCUCUCACCUCACUUCCCCUCUCACCCUCACUUCCCCUCUCACCCUCACUUCCCCUCUCAUCCUCACUUCCCCUCUCACCCUCACUUCCCCUCUCACACUCACUUCCCCUGUCAUCCUUACUUUCCCCACUCCUACUUCCACUUCUCUUGACACCCCAGCUCAACAGAUGACGACUGGGGCUUCUUUGGUCGCUCUGCACACCAAGGCAGCUCUCAGACCCCAUGAUGGCCCCCUUUUCUUCCACGUCUCUUCCACGGAGCCUUUCGAUUGA
Messenger RNA from Closterium sp. NIES-65, 1752 nucleotides. The record is from the annotation of a GenBank genome assembly. Lineage: Eukaryota; Viridiplantae; Streptophyta; Zygnematophyceae; Desmidiales; Closteriaceae.